AUGCGUGUUAGUACAAAAUACGACAGUGAACCCGCCGGCGUGUUGUUCCUGGUCUCGCUGCUCAGCUCCCGACUUCGCUCUUCCAGCUCAAGUGCCGCGUCGAGGAGCCAAAGGCCCCUGCUCGCAGUCCCUGCCGCCAUGAACCCCGGAUCCGAGAUCGAGUACGAGAUACCCUACGUGGUGCGCGUGCACAAGAGCGGCCGCGUCGAGCGCCUGCAAGGCACCGAGACCGUGCCGCCCUGCCCCUCCGGGGAUCCAGCAAGCGGCAUCGCAUCCAAGGACGUCCUCCUCGACCGCGCGGCAAGCAUCUCCGCCCGCGUCUACCUCCCAGCCGCCGCCGCGGCGGAGCCCAGCAAGAAGCUCCCCGUGGUCGUGUUCUUCCAUGGCGGCGCGUUCAUGAUCCACACCGCCGCCUCCCCUAUCUACCACAAGUACUGCACCUCCCUCGCCGCCGCUGCUCCGGCCAUCGUCGUCUCCGUCGACUACCGCCUCGCCCCGGAGUACCCCGUCCCCGCCGCCUACGAGGACGCCUUUGCCGCCCUCAAGGCGGUCGUCUCCUCGUGCCGCCCGGACGGCGCGGAGCAAUGGCUCGCGGCGCACGGCGACGCGUCCCGCGUAGUCCUGGCCGGCGACAGCGCCGGCGCCAACAUGGCGCACCAGACCGCGGUAAGGCUGCGGAAGGAACGCGUCGAGGGGUACGGCGACGAGGUGAGCGGCGUCGCGCUCCUGCACUCCUACUUCUGGGGGAAGGAGCCGGUGGGCGGGGAGCCCACUGACGCCGUCGUCCGCGGCGGCAUCGACCGCGUCUGGGACGUCGCCUGCGGCGGCGAGCUCGGCCUCGACCACCCGUACAUCAACCCGAUGGCGUCGGCGCCGCCGGAGGAGCGGAGGCGGCUCGGGUGCCGCCGCGUCCUGGUCGCCACGGCGGAGCUGUGCUGGUUCGUGGAGAGGUCGCGCGCGUACGCGGAGGGGCUCAAGGCGGCGUGCGGGUGGGAGGGGGAGCUGGAGUUCCACGAGACCAAGGGCGACGGGCACGUCUACUUCUUGCUCAAGCCCGACUGCGACAAUGCCGCCAGGGAGCUCACCAUCGUCGCCGAUUUCGUCAGGCGCUGCUGAAGCUGAAUUUGGGUCGUCUGUAUGAUUCAAUAGUAAAGGAGCACGCAAUUUGUUUGUGAUUUAUUCACCGCGUCAGCUGCAAAUUCGCCACAAAGGUUGAAACAUGAAUUGAUAUUUCGUUGA
Molecule: messenger RNA, 1239 nt
Organism: Lolium rigidum
Lineage: Eukaryota; Viridiplantae; Streptophyta; Magnoliopsida; Poales; Poaceae
Product: probable carboxylesterase 12
Exons: 2
Coding region: 1-1116 (371 amino acids)
Molecular function (GO): hydrolase activity
Source: RefSeq, a predicted model, not a curated record